Molecule: messenger RNA, 2367 nt
Organism: Humulus lupulus (European hop)
Lineage: Eukaryota; Viridiplantae; Streptophyta; Magnoliopsida; Rosales; Cannabaceae
Exons: 5
Coding region: 1-2367 (788 amino acids)
Source: RefSeq, a predicted model, not a curated record
AUGUUAAAUAAAGUUGGUAUUGGUGCUCUGUUAGAGAAUAAGUUGAAGAUGGAUAAAACUAAGGAUAUGAUGUCUAAAGUGUUUGAGGACUGGGAUUAUUAUAAUAGCCCAGUUGUUGAGGGCAAAAUUCUGAUUUUAUGGAGGAAGACUUUUGUUAAGGUUCAGGUGUUAGUGGAACACAAGCAAUUUCUUCAUUGUUUGGUUUCUUUUACUGGCCUUCAGUUGGAAUUUGUGGUCUCUUUUGUGUAUGGUUUUAACAUAGUGGUUGAGAGACUAGGGGGCAAGAGGGUUAAUGCUAAUGAGAUAAUGGACUCUACAGCUUGGCUAGCCUUUUCUCAGCUAGCUCCAAUCAAAAGCAUAGGUUCCAAAUUUACCUGGUCGAAUAGACAGGAGGGAGCUGAUAGAGUAUAUUCUAAAAUUGAUCAUGGGUUUAUCAAUGAAGAAUGGACUGAUUUUAUUCCGAAUACUGUUGCUGAAAUUCAGUGGGAUGUGCUUUCGGAUCAUUGUUUCAUUCUCAUUAAGGCACUUAAGAUGGGACAUCUUGGAAUUAAACCCUUUAGAUUCUUUAAUUGCUGGAUAACUCACAGCAGAUUUAAAGAAACUGUUAUUGAUAACUGGUGCAAGCCUUUGACAGCAAAAGGGUUAUUGGGAGUGACUAGGAAAUUGCUCAGGCUGAAGCAUGCCUUGAAAGCGUUCAGUAGGAAGGAAAUAGGGGACAUUGAACAGGGGUAUCAUCAGGCUAAGGGUGCUUAUCAGGUUGCAUUAACAGAAGCUCAGGAACGGCCUAUGGAUGCUUCUGCACAGGAGACAGAGAGAUUAGCAGCGAUCUGUUAUAAAGAGCAUUAUACUCGGUACAGAAGCUACUUAAUUCAGCGAAGUAAAGUCACCUGGAUUCAGAAGGUGGAUGAAAAUAAUUCUUAUUUUCAUGCUUGUAUUAAAAAGAGAAAAGAGGAGAAUCGGAUAAUAUCUUACUUGAAUGAUCAUGGGGAGGUAAUUACUGAUUAUGGGGCAGUAGUGAAGCAUUUUCUUGAUCAUUUUAGGCAGUAUAUGGGAAGUCAAAGUUCAGGUUCUGGGCUGAUUAACACUGAAUGCAUUGAUUUGGGCCCUUGUUUAGACAUUGAUUUGCAGCUGAACUUAAUCAGGAAAUUUACUAAAGCUGAUGUAAAAAAAGCUCUGUUUAGUAUUCCGAGAACUAAAAGUCCAGGCUUAGAUGGCUACAAUUCAGAUUUUUACAAGGCUAUGUGGAAGGCAGUUGAUUAUAGGCCUAUAGCAUGCUGUAAUACUCUGUAUAAGUGCAUUUCUAAAAUGCUUUGCAGUAGGCUUUCGGAAGUGUUACCCUCUAUUAUUAGUCCCAAUCAAGGUACGUCCUAUACUGUUUUGAUGAAUGGUCGUUUGCAGGGUGGUUUUCAAGGAGUUAAGGGUCUUCGACAAGGCGACCCUAUUUCCCCAUUACUAUUUGUCUUAGUUAUGGAAUAUCUCACCCGAUUACUUCAAUUUGGUGCAAUGCAUCAUGAUUUUCGGUUUCACCCUUUAUGCAAAAAUCUCAAAAUCAUCAAUUUAUGCUUUGUUGAUGAUUUAGUGAUUUUUUGCAAAGCUAAUAGAGCUUUUGGUGGUUUGGGGUUUGGAGAAGGGUCUAAGUGGAAUACGGCUUUGCUUGGCAAGUAUAUCUGGGCUAUAAGCCAUCAGCAGGAAGCAUUAUGGGUAAAGUGGGUUCAUGCAGUGUAUUUAAAGGGCCAAAACUUUUGGCAAUACCAACUUAAGGCUGAUGCUAGUUGGUAUUGGUGCAAAAUCUGUCACUUACGUGAGAUGUUCUCUCAAGAGGAGAUUGAAAAGGCUGGUAAUACUGGAAGAUUUAAACUUAGACAGUUGUAUUCUGGACUGUUUCAGCUUAUCCCUGUCAAUUACAACCAAUUUGUUUGGAACAGAGUGAGUGUUCCUAAGCAUAGGUUCAUCACUUGGCUUGCAGUCAAUUCUAAGUUGCUAACUAGGGACCACUUACAAAGAGUGAUGCAGCUGGAAUCUUCUCUUUGCCCGGUCUGUGAUCAAGAGUUGGAGAAUCAUAGUCAUCUGCUAUUUGGGUGUUACUUCUCUCAGCAGGUUGUUCAAAAGAUUCAUGACUGGUUUGGCUGUUCUUGGCCUCUUAUAUACUCAGACUGGUGCAGAUGGAUUGGAGGUAUGAGUAAGGGGAUUAGAGCUUCAAAAGUGGCAGCUGUGCUCUCUGCUAUAGUCUACUAUGUGUGGCAUAACAGAAACAUCUGUGUUGUUCAUAAUUACUCUCUUAGUAUUAUGGCUGUAGUUGAGUUGAUCAAAAAUGCCAUUAAGUGUAGACUAAGUGCGUUUUUCUCUGAUGUUGGUGUAAAGCUAUGA